Molecule: messenger RNA, 630 nt
Organism: Blastocystis hominis
Lineage: Eukaryota; Bigyra; Opalinata; Blastocystidae
Biological process (GO): signal transduction
Cellular component (GO): cytoplasm; nucleotide-activated protein kinase complex; nucleus
Molecular function (GO): protein kinase binding
Source: RefSeq, a predicted model, not a curated record
AUGGAUGAAUCGGACGAUCGAAUUCCUGUAGUUCUGAAGUAUAGAGGAACAGGUAAAGACGUCUCACUAGCUGCAUCUUUUAUAAAUAAUUGGGAGGAAAAAGUACAGGCAUAUUUGGAUAAAGGUUACGGAGUAAAACUCCAUCGAAGUGGAAAUGACUUAUACACAAUUCAAAAGGUUCCUAAAAAGGGCAAUCACCAUUACAAGUUCUAUGUGGACGGUGAGUGGAAAGCCGAUCCAACCCAGCCCACAGACGAGAUUGAUGGUUUCAAGAACAAUGUUAUUAGCCUCGACAAUUUCGUGACGUACGAAAUGGAGGAGAAGCAGGAGGAGGAGCGAGCUCGCCAGGAGAUUGAAAUGAAAUACCGCCAGGCGAAGCAGCCCCCGUCCUACGACAAUUUCACAGGCGAACCUCCGGGUCUUCCCCCGUAUUUGCGUCAAAUCAUUCUAAAUCGCCCCCCGGUAAACAGCAUUCCCACGCACUUGGAGACGCCAAACCACGUUUCUGUGAACCAUUUGUUUUGCAGGUCUUUGGAGAAUGGCAUGGUGAUCACGGCAUCCACGACGCGCUACCGCGAGAAGUUCGUUACGACGCUUUAUUACAACUACAAUCCGAAGAAGAAGGACUAA